Molecule: messenger RNA, 1953 nt
Organism: Effrenium voratum
Lineage: Eukaryota; Dinophyceae; Suessiales; Symbiodiniaceae
Source: the annotation of a GenBank genome assembly
AUGUCCUCACAUGCUUCUGGGUCAGCCAUCUUAAUACCGGGUUUGCUUGUGACUCACUUAUGGCAGCGGAGAAAAUUGUCGACGUGCGAGGACGAAAGUCACGCCAUUGCAGCCUUCAAGCAGCAGCUUGGCAUCCACAUCAAAGAGGAGCAGGAGUUUGGAUGGAUUGCAGAAGUUGGCAUUCAAAGCCCUUUGCCUCCACGCUGGACGGCACACUCAGACAAUUCAUCUGGCUUUGUCUACUACGUGGACCAUGACCGGCAGGUCAGCAGUUGGGAGAACCCGCUGGUGCCAUAUCUUCGGCGGAUCGUGGAGAUAGGCCGCAACUACCUCAAGUGCUACUCUGCUGGCUACUUCGAGGAGCAGAAGGGCAUUCUGUGGCAUCAGCACAAGCAAGAGCUGGACAAAUGGCAUGGCCCCUUCAUGGAUGACUCCGGGCGCGCGUACUUUGUCAAUUCUGAGGAUGGCGUCUCUUCAUGGCAGGAUCCACGAAUAGAUGCGCAGUACAUCUUUGAGCUGGAGAGUGGCUUAUUGACCAGCCUUGAAGAGAUUCUGCCGGCCGCCAAACCAGAUACACCAGAAUUCACACCCCGGAGCGGCAAGGGCGCCCGCCAAUGGAAAACGGCCGAAGGCGCAGAAGUUCUCACGCUCGAGCAGGACGCCCACCAGAUCGUCAAUACCACGGCUCGCAAGGCUUUCCGCGAAAAGAAAGCGCGAACCCUGACCACCACGGCCAUGAGGACGGCUCAAGCUGAGUACAAGUCCACCAUGGCGCAGAUGAGCUCGGUGGCCGAGCGCCUGCGGAGUCUGCAGCUGGACGAGGAGGAAGCCCAGCGCCUGCAGCUCAUGAGGCGAACCGAGGACCGCAGGAAGCGUCGAUCUGGCGGCACUGCGGCCUCGGCCCCCGCGGGCGUCGUGCGCAUCCCCUCGAACGCUGGCAGCGCAGAGCAGGAAGGAGCUCCAAAGCAGUUCGCUGUGACGGACGACGGGGUGCCGCAGCCUCCGCUGAGACGCCAGGAUACUGUCCCGCCACCGCCUCCGCCUGACGAAGUCAUGCAAGAGGCGGCGCCGCCGAGGGCACCUGCGUCCUCGUCAGAGAGCUUUGCGCCUCCAGCUCACCCGCCUUCGCCAACUGCAAACAACAAGCGGCCAGCGCUCCAUGGUACUCUGGAAAGAGCCUUGAGCUCGAAGAGCCAGGAUGAUUCUUUCCUGGGCUCGGCAUUCGCAGUCUUGGAGUUGAAGGGGUCUGAGGUGAAAUGCACGGAAGCUUUGAGUGAGCCUGAGCCACCAGUGAGACCGACGCGGUCCUACUGCCUGCUGGGGAAUCAGAUUGUCCUCUCGGAGGGUGACGCCGUGCUGACCAACACAGGCUGGCGAACAUGGGCAGGAAGUUGGUUGCUAGCAAGGCAUUUGGAGGCUCCGUUCGAAGCCUUGCCCAGUCGGAUUCUGGACCUAUCUUGUGGGACUGGUCUUGCUGGCAUUGCGCUGGCAAAGGCUGGCCAUGAGGUGGUGCUGUGUGAUUUGCCCGACAAUGUCCAGACUGUGAGGGACAACUUGAGCCGGAACAGAUCUCCCGACUUUCCUUGGGUUGACCGAGCGCGAGUGGUGGGCUAUUCCUGGGGUAGACCUUUGCCAGAGGAGCUACAACAAGCAUUUGAUGUAGUGCUUUGUGGCGAUCUAUUAUUCCAUGUGUGGAGUGGUAAGCUGCAGCUCGAAUUCAUGCAGACUAUACAGGACAUUCGCCGUCGAUCGACGGGUCCUGUGAUUCUCUUCGCUGGCCAAGUGCGCAGUGGACGCCAGGAGAGCCAGGUUCUGGACUUUGUUGCCGAGCGUCUUGGUUAUCAGCAGGUGCCCCUCAGCGUGGAGCCCGCGUGGUUCGAAGCGUGCGGAUCACCCUUGGUGCCAGAUGCCAAGUAUAGGCUGACGCGCCUGGAAGCCCGAGAGCGCGCGUAA